CAGUCAGUUUGAGGUUCAAACUAAUUUCGGUUGUGACAUAUGAAUCACCCCACUGUUCGCUAUUCGGACAUUGAAAAAACAAUAACAAACAAAGAUGAUUAAUUAGGGCUCUUCUAAGUUUGUCAACUGAACUGAUUUUGAUGCAGAAAAAAAGGAAAGCAUACGAAAAGUAUGACAGUUCGUUCAUAUGCAGAGUCCCGAGUGUGUGUGCCUGUGCAUGCAGUUUCCACUCCGGAUCAAAUUCAGUUUCUCUGCUAUUCUAUGCACGGUGCUCGUAUAUGUACAAUAUGACUAUGUAUGUGCUCGUGCGUGUAUAUGUGUUGUGCAUUAAAAUUGUUGAUUUCUCGCCGCCUUCGUUCGCCUUGAGUAGACUUUUGGCGGUUGUGAGUCUUUAGUGAAUCGAUUGUGCGGUUAGUCUCACUAAAACUGUCGUCGGCAUCAGUUUGUAAAUAAAAUCAUUCGAAAUAGCGUUUUCGCUUUUUUACUCUCACAAAACCGAAAAAAUGAGAAGAGACUCUCGGCAACGCCAUCGUAAGCGUGAUUCCGUCGAGAUUGUCGGUUGUUGAUGUGGUCUUUUAUCAAAAUACAUCGAAAACUGUCGUUGAAUCUGGCCCUGUUUUUCAAUAGCACACAGUCUACUUUCUACCGUUGAUCUGAUUUUUCGAAUUGAACGAUGGAAAAAAAUUUAGACGGCGGAGCGUGCGCAAAAUUGGAAAAAUAAACAUAAAGCACACACGCAGCGAGAUUCGAAUUUUUGUUUUGAUUGAGUGUAAAUGUAAUAGUGAAUAAAAAAAAUUCGGUUGGCGAUCUUCAGGUUGUGAAAAAUGGGCGAACAGAUUUAAUUUCGUUCAAAUCUCAAUAUGAUCAAGUAACUUUUUCUUUUGAGAGUCAAGUUUAUGAAAACAACAAAAUCGACGACAAUAUUCACAGUUUCAACACAAUGUAUGGCAAUCGGCUAUUUUAGUUCAGUUGAAAAAUUACGAUUUUGAUCGAUUGCAUAACAGAUGUCACACACAACGUGUGAUGUAGCAACGAUCGCGACAACAUAAAUUCAUCAACAAUUAUGACAGUCAAGAUUUGGGUUUCGUCCAAACGACUGUUCCAUCCUCUCUCACUUUCGCCGCUCGCAAUGCACACAUUGAAAAUGAUCAAGUGAAUUCGAAACUGCGCAAACAAAGUGUAUCAAAAAUAAAAGUGGUUUUAGAUUAAGAAAAGUCCCCACAAUCAAUUCAGAAGUGGUGAAGAAAAAGGAAUUUUCAAACAAUCGCAACAUGCACGAGUAAAAAAAAGAAGACUUUUCAAGUACGUGAUUUCAUUAAGUGCCAUAAAAAAUGAAACUUUUUAAAUCGAAAAAGAGUAAUAAUAAUAACAACAAUAACAACAAUGCCAGCAGCAGUAGCGGCGGAUCAACGUCCACAAUCAGCUGCGUGCCUGGCAAAUCGUCUAGUCUAAACAAAGCCAAUGACGCAAAAGCUGAUACUACAACAACCAAUUCGUCUACAACAGUGUCGGGCGAACGAGCGAUGUCUCCAGCACAGUCAGAGGAUUCAGGCUUGGCGGCCGACCGUGGAACAACAUAUGCAACCAUUUCGUUGCCGCGAGAAAAUGCUCAAGCGAUGGGAAUCGUUUUUCUUGAGCGUUUAGAUUUAUCAUACCCGCCGAUUAUCAGUGCACUAAACACGCUUGGACCAGCCGCCGACUUUCUUGCACCAGGAGAUCGAAUUCACCAAAUAGACGGCAUUUCAACGAUCGGGUUGACAAAUAAUCACGUUCUCAAUUUGCUGCUGAGCGGAGAUCAGCCAGCUGUUGUUGAAAUUGAAUAUUGUCUGCCAGAAUACAUUUCACAGAAUAGUGUUUGUGUGACGACAAAGUUGGCUCAAAUCACGGUGGAACGAGAGAACGGAUGUCUUGGCUUGACUCUACGUGGUGGAGAAAAUUUCCCGCUGAUUGUGACAAAUGUUCGGCCACACGGACCAGUAUUUAAAGUAAAUCGCAUUAAACCCGGUGAUCGAUUGCUUCGCGUUGACAAUAUUUCCCUCAUAAACAAGUCACUGUUGGAAGCGCAGCAAAUUUUAAAGUGUGGCCAUGCAUCGGGUUUGACGAAUUUAACAAUCGAGUACGAUGUGUCAGUCAUGCAGAGUGUUGAGUUCUCGUUGGGUCCGUUGCUCAUCGAAAUUGAGCGUCCGAUGAACGAAAAACUUGGCAUCAUCCUUAGCAACUAUUCCAAUUUACAGGCCAGCACAAUGGACACAAAAAACGAUAUUUGUCCAGCUGGCGUUUUCAUUGCGAGCAUAUUGCCGGCGAGCAUCGCUGAUCGGUGUGGCGCACUUUCAGUGGGUGACCAAAUCCUCUCAAUCGACGAAACAAUCAUCGAAAACACAAGUUACACGCCCGAAGAUGUGAUGUCUUUCUUAAAUGGACCAUCGGAUCGUGGUUUCACACAGCUUCAAAUUUUGCCAGUGCAUGCAAUUCAACGAAAAGGCUAUACUACGCUUGAUUCAAGGAAGACCCCUAAACACAAGCGAUAUAUUCGUAAAGGUUCGGUCGGACCAUCUGGAUCGAGUUCAAGCCCACUAUAUGCGAAUGCUGGUUUGUGCCAUGCGGAAACGACACAAGUGAUGCUUGAUUGUAGCCAGGGUUCGGGUAUAAUUAUCGGCACAAAAAUCGGUCAAGGCUAUGCGAUAGCCCACAUUAUACCUGAUUCAGCGGCCGACCGCUCGGGAUGCAUUCAAGUGGGCGAUCGAUUGCUAUCCAUUAAUAAGCUGUACAGCUUGGAUGCAAAUACGAUUCGUCAGAUUUUGGGUGACAACGGAGGCAGUAGUAAUGCGAUUAAUACCUACCAGGUUCCAUCGCCUUAUUGGGUUGAACUCGAGAUCGAAUUCGAUAUGUUCGACUCGGUAAUUCCAUCGCAAGGCGUUUUCAAUGUAAAAUUGGCCAAAGUGAAUAAAAAUGGCUUGGGCAUAACAGUAAAUGCCACCGCACAUGGAUCAUUCAUUAUUUCCGAGGUGAAAUGCGGCAGUCCAGCACAUCGGAGUGGUUCAUUACGUGCCGGUGACAUUUUACUUGCUGUUGAUUCCCAGCAAUUGCAGCACUAUAAUGUGGAUGCACUACUCAAAGACCGUACAAAGGAAUUUACAACGCUUACAAUCAAUCGCAAUUCACUGCCAGAUUUCCUUUUUGACGCACAACAACGAUUCAAUGGGAUUUACAGCAAUGGCAGUGGAAGCUCGAAAAAUGACUACAACAUCUAUGGAUCGGGAACGGUUGGAAAGUAUCUCGAAGGGAAAAAUGUUACGUUUGAAAAAACGUCACCGCUUACCAACACAAUGAAAGCAAAAAGCUGUCAGCCCGAUUACUAUCAUGUCAAAGAUCAAGACAAAUCGAGACAAACAACGCCAUUUACCAGUGCCACAAUGAGACAUCCGUUCCUAUGCAAAAACAGCGAACCACCAUGCGUUGGACGAACAGCAGCCAAUGAUAAUACAAACAGUUUGACGACCGAGUUGGCGGAGGAUGAGUACAAUAAUAGCGUUCCGUAUGACUUGGAUUAUCGUGAAAGUUUUGACUCUUCGAUGCCACCUCCAAUGGAUAUUCACAACUCUACGUAUGGAACGCAUCAAUUGGUCGUAAAUGUGCGCCUAGAGAUUAACGGUGGUCCUUUGGGUAUCACUCUAUCUGGCAGUGAAGAUGUAAACAAACCCAUCUUGAUCAGUGCUGUCUUGGAUGGGGGAAUCGCAGAGAAUUCACGUCAAAUUAAUGUGGGUGAUUGUUUAUUGGCUAUUAAUGGAGAAAGUGUACAAGGAAAGCCAUUGUCACAUGCUACAAAAUUACUUCAAAACCUUGGAAAUAUUGUGGAUUUAAAAAUAUCACGGAAUAUCAACGAUUACGAAAAUCAAUACGUGUUACAUAGCGAUAUGAGUCCACAAGCGGUUUAUGCAAAAGUGCAACGAAGACCACGAACUCCGAUCUAUGGCAACGGUAUUAAUGGACACAACGUCGAUAUCGUUUCAAAUUCCAGCAAAGAAGAUGGAACCCGAUUCAGCUCAUUCCAUGUGACACUUUACAAAGACAAAGUUUAUGACGAUUAUGGAUUCUCUGUAUCGGAUGGUUUGUACGAACGAGGAGUUUAUAUAAAUCGCAUCCGAAGCGGAGGACCAGCUGAUACCGUUGGCCUUUUAAAACCCUUUGACCGAAUUGUGCAGGUGAACGAUACGAAAACCAAAGAUUUCGAUUGUUGUUUAACAGUGCCAUUGAUCGCCAGUGCCGGAGAUAAAAUUGAGUUGAUAGUUCAAAGACCCAUUUCUAGUGAAUAAAUUAAAGAAUAAAUCGAAUUAAUGUUCGUGUUUAGUUAGUGGAGAUUUUGUUCGAAGUUCGAAUUGCGAGUAACAUUAAAGUUACAACUCAAUGUGUUUAUAUUAAUCAACUCAUAUAUUCUUAGAGUCGUUAAAAAUCCUUUCGGUGAUGAACGAAUAUUACUGAACAUCACCAACCGUAAAAUUAGGACAAAAUAAGUAUUAGAAUAAUGUCGUUUACUUCUAUUAUUAUUAACGUAAAUCCGAGUGGCCAAAUUCUAUGUAUUUAAGUAUGAAUAUUAUAAGAUUAAUGGAUGUGUGGAAAUCUAUAUAUAAUAAAAAGAAUUACAUUCUUUA
Sitodiplosis mosellana (orange wheat blossom midge) is the source of this 4649-nucleotide messenger RNA. It is a transcript of the gene Grip, whose product is annotated as glutamate receptor-interacting protein 1. The transcript has 13 exons. The record is from RefSeq and is a predicted model, not a curated record. Bases 1332 to 4313 code for a protein of 993 amino acids. Gene Ontology annotation, molecular function: protein binding. NCBI's taxonomy places the organism in Eukaryota, Metazoa, Arthropoda, Insecta, Diptera, Cecidomyiidae. Gene Ontology annotation, biological process: neurotransmitter receptor transport, endosome to postsynaptic membrane.